AUGAAACACCUCCGUAUUGAGGAGGAAACUCGCAUCAGGCACAAGCGAGGUAAAGUUGGACAAAGUGUGCAUCAUGUGUCAGCCGCCGGGAGUUCUAGCCACAAAGGCAAAUCUGGGGGACAGAACAAGAAGAAUUUUGGGCCCAAGAAACAAAGCUUCAAGAAACCGGGUCAUCAAAAUCCUAACUCAAAGCCAAAAAGGGCCGGUCCUUGGCACGUCUGCGGAGAGAUUGGGCACUAUGCGAGAGAAUGCAAAGAUCGCAAAUCCAUACCAGUUGCACAUGCAGUCGAGAAGGUAACUGACAUGGUGGCUAGUGUGAACCUUGGAGAGAUUUUCAUGAUCUCCUCUCUUACUCGAGAAAUCUGUGCUCGAGGUUGGUUCGUGGACACUGGAGCCAUUGUGCAUGUUUGUGGGCAACGAGAGAGCUUUCGCACCUACCAACCCAUGCCUCAUGGGAUGGUUGUCGUCUGUGCUUAUGGUCAUAGAGCUGAAGUUCUAGGAAGGAGUGAUGUUCGGUUGACAUUCACACGUGGUGAAUGGGUGACUCUUCGAGAUGUUCUUCAUGUUCCUACUAUCUCGAAGGGUUUGGUUUCUGCAGACAAGUUUGACAAGGGUGGGUUCAAGAUGGUGCUUGAGAGAGGCAAAAUUGUGAUCACUAAAGCCAGAAGAUAUGUUGGGAGGGCUAACAAUACUUCGGGAAUGUAUCGUUUAUGUCUUCGUGAUGAGGGUAAUAUGAGUGGUCCUAGUGUUGAGAGUGGUGUUGCUAGUGUGUCGAGUGUUGGAAUGGGAGGCAUGUCGGUUUUUUCUGAUGCAUCAGAUUCGCUGAUGGAGGGAGGUUAUGAGAAAAUAUCACCUCUUUUCACACCUUACGACCUACAAAACAUGACGUCAGUUCAUCAUCUUGGCUUUAUGGGACCAGCAUACUCCAUUUCAGCUGCUUGUGCGACAUCGAACUUUUGCUUCUGUGCUGCUGCUAAUCAUAUUCGUGAAGGUGAGGCUGAUUUGAUGAUUGCUGGUGGAAGUGAAGCUGCUCUUAAUCCUAUUGGAGUCGCAAGUCUUGCUGCUACUAACGCAUUGUCUAAAAGAAACCAUGAUCCACAAACAGCUAGAAGGCCAUGGGAUAAAGAUAGAAAUGGAUUUGUCAUAGGUGAAGGUGCUGGUGUUUUGGUAAUGGAGAGUUUAGAACAUGCAAUGAAAAGGGGAGCACCAAUACUUGCGGAAUUCUUGGGAGGUGCAGUCAAUUGUGAUGCUUAUCAUGUAACUAAUCCACGACCCGACGGAUUCGGUGUUUCCUCUUGCAUUCAGAUGAGCCUUUAG
Messenger RNA from Lactuca saligna, 1317 nucleotides. The record is from the annotation of a GenBank genome assembly. Lineage: Eukaryota; Viridiplantae; Streptophyta; Magnoliopsida; Asterales; Asteraceae.